CUCGAGAAUGCUAUGCGGCAGGCGCUAGGCGGGCAAACUCAAAUCCAAAUGUGGAUGGAACGUCAAAUUGUUGCGCUACAAGCGGUCAACAUGUAUAAUACUGCAAUGAAUAAUGGUUUACUUCAAGUUCCAAAUCCACAACUACUCGCCCCUCCAACCGACCAUUUACCUCGUGCUCCAUUAUUACGACAGAGUACGGUAGAUGUGAGCGGAACCAGCAUGGGUGCUGGACCUGUAAAAGGUGCAACGUUGUGGAGGCGAAGUCGUUCGGAAUCGGACGUGAGCCGCAAUUUUACCACUGGACCGUUUGUUUGCGCUACAUGUGGCCAGGCAUUCGCUCUUCAUGAUCGCUUAGCGAAGCAUAUUGCAUCCCGCCAUCGAGAUCGCUCGGCUUCUGCGAUAGCAGAAGCAGAUGGUGCAAAAUCUCACAAAUGCAACGCAUAUGCGGCUUCAUACGGGGCUAAAGCCAUACAGCUGUCAACUUUGCGGACAAGUAUUCUCUCGAUCGGACCAUCUCAGCACACAUCAGCGCACCCACACAGGCGAAAAACCCUAUCAAUGCCCGUUAUGCCAGUAUGCAGCGGUAGGACAUCUAAAUGCUUACCCAAAACCAUUAAACCAUCGCGCACUCGCAAAUUUCAGAGCCGACGCGAUAUGAUAACUCGCCAUUUACGAACGCAUGUGCGUCCAGACGGCUCACCUGUGGACAUCUCAGUUCCCAUAGCUCAACUGUCAUUAACACCUUCAAUUUCGUCUGUUUCGCCAAAUUUCGGGCAUACAUCCCCUCAACCGCCGUCGGCAGGCGAUGUACGUCAACUUUUGGGAGCUGUUGGCGGCAGUUUAGAGGGUAAGUCAAUUACUAUGAGCAUUACUUUUGCCAUGCAGGGAUCAGAACGGCAAGGAGGCAUAAGUGGGCUUUAUGAGGUGACCUUAUGA
Messenger RNA from Strongylus vulgaris, 936 nucleotides. Lineage: Eukaryota; Metazoa; Nematoda; Chromadorea; Rhabditida; Strongylidae. The record is from the annotation of a GenBank genome assembly.